AGCAAGAAGAAGCUUCUGCUUCCUCUGUUUCAGUUUAGCCCUCUGAAUAUUUUAUAUUUUAGUGGAGUGAGAUUCGAUUCCUAACAUCAUCCUGCAUUCUUCUGGAAACGAUCUGUGUUGCUAAACCACCGGGACGGAGAUGGAGGAGAGUCAGAAUGGCGGUGACGCCAAGUCGGCGAUUCCGGAGUGUGAGGAGGAUGUCCCUAUUGGACCGGGGCCAGCCCCUCGCUCUCGCCCCAAACGUCCCCUCCAGUUCGAGCAGGCCUAUCUCGAUGCUUUACCCUCCGCAAACAUGUAUGAGAAAAGUUAUAUGCAUCGUGAUGUAGUUACACAUGUUGCUGUUUCAUCUGCAGAAUUUUUCAUAACUGGGAGUAUUGACGGGCAGUUGAAGUUUUGGAAGAAAAAGCCUAUUGGUAUUGAAUUUGCAAAACACUUCAGAUCCCAUCUUGGUCCAAUUGAAGGUCUAGCCGUUAGUGUUGAUGGUCUUCUUUGUUGUACAAUAUCAAAUGAUCAUCCUGUGAAAAUAUAUGACGUAGUCAACUUUGACAUGAUGGCCAUGAUUCGUUUGCCAUAUAUUCCUGGUGCUGUUGAAUGGGUUUACAAACAAGGAGAUGUCAAAGCUAGACUUGCCAUUAGUGACAGGAACUCAUCUUUUGUGCACAUAUAUGAUGCGCGAGCUGGUUCAAAUGAACCUAUGAUCUCCAAAGAGGUGCAUUUGAGUCCUAUUAAAGUUAUGAAGUUCAAUCCACUAUAUGAUUCUGUAAUUUCAGCGGAUACAAAGGGGUUAAUUGAAUACUGGAAUCCUACUACACUUCAAUUCCCCGAGGAUGAGGUGAAUUUUAAACUAAAAAGCGAUACGAAUCUCUUCGACAUUGCGAAAUGCAAGACUUCUGUUUCAACUAUUGAGGUCAGUCCAGAUGGAAAACAAUUUUCCAUAACAUCACCUGAUCGCAGGAUACGUGUGUUUUGGUUCAGAACGGGUAAAUUAAGGCGAGUUUAUGAUGAAUCACUGGAGGUUGCACAAGAUCUCCAGCGAAGUGACUCUCCCUUGUAUCGGCUGGAAGCCAUUGAUUUUGGCCGAAGAAUGGCUGUUGAGAAGGAGAUAGAGAAGACAGAAAGUGCACCGCAUCCAAAUGCUGUUUUUGAUGAAAGUUCUAAUUUUCUUAUAUAUGCAACCUUGCUUGGCAUAAAAAUCAUAAAUUUGCAUACCAAUAAAGUUGCCCGAAUACUUGGGAAGGUGGAGAACAAUGAUAGGUUCUUAAGAAUAGCUUUAUAUCAAGGGGAUCAAGGCGGUAAAAAAGUAAGAAAGAUUCCUUCAGCAGCUGCAAAUGUCAAUGAGAGCAAAGAGCCUUUGACAGAUCCCACUCUUUUGUGUUGUGCCUUCAAAAAACAUAGGAUAUACUUAUUUAGUCGGAGAGAACCAGAGGAGCCUGAAGAUGCAACCAAGGGGAGAGAUGUGUUCAAUGAAAAGCCUCCUCCUGAUGAACUUUUGGCGGUUUCAGAUAUUGGAAAGGCAGUUACAACAUCGCUUCCGGAAAAUGUGAUUAUGCAUACUUCUAUGGGUGACAUUCACAUGAAGUUAUACCCAGAGGAAUGUCCAAAAACUGUGGAGAACUUCACGACUCACUGUCGGAAUGGCUAUUAUGAUAACCUUAUUUUUCACCGAGUUAUUAAAGGCUUCAUGAUACAAACAGGUGAUCCCUUAGGGGAUGGCACUGGUGGGCAGUCUAUUUGGGGUAGGGAAUUUGAGGAUGAAUUUCACAAAAGUUUAAGACAUGAUAGGCCAUUCACAUUAUCAAUGGCAAAUGCGGGCCCAAAUACAAAUGGUUCUCAGUUCUUUAUCACCACAGUGGCCACUCCUUGGCUGGACAACAAGCACACUGUAUUUGGCAGAGUUGUGAAGGGAAUGGAUGUCGUACAGGCUAUAGAAAAGGUAAAGACAGACAGAGCAGACAAGCCAUAUCAAGAUGUUAAAAUCCUAAACGUUACUGUGCCAAAGUCUUGAAGGUCCUUGGCCUGUUUGAUUAGUCCUUAUUGGACGCACAAGCUUUAACUGGCAACGGAGCUAACAAUCAGGCUGAUGGAAGUUGCAAGGGAUGGUUGAGACGUGGCAGCGCAAUUUGUAUUUCUGAUCAAUCAAAUUUUGUUUGGGCAGUCUAUGUAUUUGUUUUGAUUGAUUAUUACGAGAUUAAUCUUUUUUUCUCUUUUUUUUUUUCCUUUUUUCAACUCCAUAACAUUAAGCAGCCAAAAAAUGAAAAGAAAACUCCAUAACUUCAAGGGAAAUGCUACAAGCUCCAAUACUUGACCAUCUGC
Messenger RNA from Neltuma alba, 2313 nucleotides. RefSeq names its product peptidyl-prolyl cis-trans isomerase CYP71. NCBI's taxonomy places the organism in Eukaryota, Viridiplantae, Streptophyta, Magnoliopsida, Fabales, Fabaceae. Gene Ontology annotation, molecular function: peptidyl-prolyl cis-trans isomerase activity; protein binding. Gene Ontology annotation, biological process: protein folding; protein peptidyl-prolyl isomerization. The coding region runs from base 140 to 2005 and encodes 621 amino acids. The record is from RefSeq and is a predicted model, not a curated record. The transcript is spliced from 14 exons.